Messenger RNA from Erpetoichthys calabaricus (reedfish), 3799 nucleotides. Its product is annotated as heat shock 70 kDa protein 4-like. The record is from RefSeq and is a predicted model, not a curated record. NCBI's taxonomy places the organism in Eukaryota, Metazoa, Chordata, Cladistia, Polypteriformes, Polypteridae. Gene Ontology annotation, biological process: protein folding. The coding region runs from base 313 to 2862 and encodes 849 amino acids. Gene Ontology annotation, molecular function: ATP-dependent protein folding chaperone; ATP binding. Gene Ontology annotation, cellular component: cytosol; nucleus. The transcript is spliced from 19 exons.
ACAGCCGUGGGCCUGACGGCGAGAUUUCACCAGGAGAGACAGUGUGCUACCGGCUUUUAGCAGUUAAUUCAACCGCCGUGCUAAAUAGAACCCAUUAAGAAAGAAGGGUUAAGUUUUGAUCAAUUUUCACAUACAGCUGCAAGUAUCAGUUUUCAACUUUCAUCUUUACGCAUAAUCAACAGUAACGCUUUUUGAAUUGAGGAUAUUUUGCUACACUUCGUGUUCAAAUUUUAUUUUUGCCAUCUCUUUUUUACGUGUGAUUUUUAUAAACGUCGUUUUUGUCUCUUUGUUAUCUUUUAUUAAAUCUGAGACAUGUCAGUGGUUGGUAUCGAUUUAGGAUUUCAGAACUGCUAUGUCGCGGUUGCCCGGGCUGGAGGAAUCGAGACGGUGGCCAACGAGUACAGCGACCGCUGCACGCCGGCUUGUGUAUCCUUUGGCCCAAGGAAUCGGAGUGUUGGAGCUGCAGCUAAAACCCAGGCAAUCACAAAUUGUAAAAACACUGUAAUUGGAUUUAAACAGUUCCACGGGCGUGCAUAUUCUGACCCAUUCAUUCAGUUGUCAAAGGAGCAUCUGAGUUAUGAACUUGUCCAAAUGCCUACGGGUGCAACUGGCAUCAAGGUUAUGUAUAUGGAAGAAGAGAAAGUAUUCAGUGCAGAACAAAUUUCAGGAAUGCUCUUGACAAAAUUAAAAGAAACUGCUGAAAAUGCACUGAAGAAACCAGUUGCAGACUGUGUCAUAGCUGUACCAUGUUUUUAUACAGAUGCUGAGAGAAGAUCUGUGAUUGAUGCAGCUCAAAUUGCAGGUCUCAAUUGUCUACGUCUUAUGAAUGAAACUACGGCAGUUGCACUUUCCUAUGGGAUUUACAAGCAAGAUCUUCCUACUCCUGAGGAAAAGCCAAGAAAUGUAGUAUUUAUUGAUUUGGGACAUUCGGCUUACCAGGUCUCAGUAUGUGCCUUUAACAAAGGAAAGCUAAAGGUUCUUGCCACUGCAUUUGACCCAUAUUUGGGUGGAAAAGAUUUUGAUAAAAUGAUAGUCAAUUACUUCUGUGAAGAAUUUGCAAAAAAAUAUAAAUUAGAUGUGAAAUCGAAGAUUCGAGCUUUACUUCGCCUUUACCAGGAGUGUGAGAAACUAAAGAAGUUAAUGAGUGCCAAUUCUUCAGACUUGCCAAUGAACAUUGAAUGUUUCAUGAAUGAUAUUGAUGUUUCUGGAACAAUGAACAGAACUCAUUUUGAGGAGAUGUGCUCAGACCUUUUGGCUCGAAUUGAACCACCACUCCGCAGCAUUUUGGAGCAAGCCAGACUAAAGAAGGAAGACAUUUAUGCAGUUGAAAUUGUAGGCGGUGCUGCUAGAAUCCCUGCUGUCAAAGAAAAGAUAAGCAAAUUCUUUGGGAAGGAAUGCAGCACAACACUAAAUGCAGAUGAGGCAGUAGCUCGAGGUUGUGCCCUUCAGUGUGCAAUCCUGUCCCCUGCAUUUAAAGUUAGGGAGUUUUCCAUUACUGACUUGGUUCCUUAUUCAAUUUCUCUGAAGUGGAAUUCUGCAGCAGAGGAAGGCUUGGGCAAUUGUGAAGUGUUUCCCAAGAAUCAUGCCGCUCCUUUCUCUAAAGUGCUCACUUUUUACCGAAAGGACCCAUUUUCCCUGGAAGCAUAUUAUACUUGCCCUAAAGAUCUCCAGUAUCCUGAUCCGAUAAUUGGUGAGUUCAUGAUUCAAAAAGUGAUUCCUCAGGCCAGUGGUGAGAGUUCAAAGGUUAAAGUAAAAGUUCGUGUGAACAUACAUGGAAUUUUCAGUGUGUCCAGUGCAUCACUUGUAGAAGUGCUAAAAUCUGAAGAAAAUGAAGAGCCAAUGGAUACAGAACAGUCUUCUAAGGAUGAGGAGAAUAAAAUGCAAGUAGAUCAGGAGGAUCAAAAGUCACCAGGUGAAAAUGAACAGAAGGAAACUUCAGAGAAAAAGAGUGAUUUAGAAGAUAUGGAAACAUCCCCUGAAGAUGUAAAGCAGGAAAAAAAGAAUGAUCACCCACCUCAAGCUAAGAAAGCAAAGGUUAAAACCAAGACUGUGGACCUACCCAUUGAGCAAAGCUUACAUUGGCAACUGGGAAAUGAUGUACUCAAUUUAUUUGUUGAAAGCGAGGGCAAAAUGAUCAUGCAAGACAAACUGGAGAAGGAGCGGAAUGAUGCCAAGAACAGUGUGGAGGAGUAUGUUUAUGACAUGAGGGAUAAGCUAAGUGGACUGCUGGAGAAAUUUGUUUGUGAUGAGGACCGAGACUCUUUUACCUUAAAAUUGGAAGACACUGAGAACUGGUUGUAUGAGGAUGGAGAGGAUCAGCCUAAGCAAGUUUAUAUUGACAAGUUAGCUGAACUAAAGACACUUGGGCAGCCAAUCCUAGAAAGAUAUCAUGAAGCUGAAGAAAGACCAAAGGCUUUUGAUGAUCUAGGAAAACACAUUCAACAGUAUUUGAAAGUGGUUGACAGUUUCAAAAACAAGGAUGAACAGUACUUGCAUCUGGAUGCAGCUGAAAUGGAUAAAGUUGAAAGGUUUGUGAUGGAGGCAAUGGAGUGGAUGAACUCUAAAAUGAACCAGCAAAAUAAUUCAAGUUUAACAGUUGACCCAGUAAUCACAGUAAAAGAAAUUCAAGCUAAAACAAAGGAACUCUAUUCUGCUUGCAAUUCUGUAGUUUCUAAACCAAAACCAAAAGUUGAGCCGCCAAAAGAAGAACAGAAAGAAACUGAACAUAAUGGACCUGUCAAUGGCCAGGAAAGCACAGAGAACCCUCCAGCAGAAGCACCCUGCAAUGAAAAAGAGAAAGCACCAGACCAAGCAAGUCAAACCUCUACAGAAAGCAAAUUGCCCGAAAUGGAUAUUGACUAAGCACAUCAUCCAGUGUGUGGAGCAACUUUUUAUUGUUUGGUAUAGUUUGGAUGAGUCUCCUAGUUUGUAAUAGACUGCCACAGUGGUAUGGCUUUAAGUUAUUUGCAGUUAUUUCUCUGGUUUUUAUGGUCUUUACCUCAUCAGGCCUUUUUGAUUGAUUGGUUAUUGAAAAUCUUAAAUACCUUUAUUUCUUCAUCACCUAAAAUACCUGGAAUAGAAACUGUUGGAUCUUAUAAUUUCCUUAAAGAAAAUGUAUUAUUAGAGACUCUCUGGACUGACAAAUCAGUAUUGUUGGCUUUGGAGUCAUUUCAGCUUGAUUGAAAAGGUAAAUAAACAAAGUUAUUGAUAUUUGUAGGAUGCAUUCAGUUUAAUUUUUGGGUUAGUAAGGACAAGCAGUUACAUGACCUUUCAAGGUUCUGUGUGGCACAUACUCAUUUUUAUGCAAACUGUAUUCCCCAGAGGUAGUAAAUUGUUUGUGAAGCGAAGGGGCUGGAUGUUGUUUUUAUAAGCCACCUCUUAAUGUAGUUACAGUGUGGUAACCACUCCUCCCUAAGUGUGCAUUUUUUAGGUGAAAAGAAUGCAUUUACAGUUUGUUUAAAUUGGUAAAGGGAGAACGCUGCUUCAAAGUCCCACUGUUUACCUGUGCCGAGGGUACAUUUAUGUAUGUGAAAUGUACAUUAUUUGGAGACUAGUUCAAUUUCUCAGACCAAACACAAAAUUUUGACAUCUCACCCAGGAUGAGAGCGUACUCUUUCUGUAGAAAUAUUAGCUGUAUUCUUUAAUGUGACAAAAUAUUUGAAUGAAAGAUAAGAGAUGUUACAAGUGAGGUUUUUUUUUUCUUUUUCAUGGAAUUUUCAAGUUUGCUACUAUAACUGUAAUCAUGCUUUGUAUAUCACUAAAAGCAAAUUAUCAUUAAAAUUCAAUCUACAUCGGUAAA